Molecule: messenger RNA, 5446 nt
Organism: Saimiri boliviensis boliviensis (Bolivian squirrel monkey)
Lineage: Eukaryota; Metazoa; Chordata; Mammalia; Primates; Cebidae
Gene: CDYL2
Product: chromodomain Y like 2
Cellular component (GO): nucleus
Molecular function (GO): transcription corepressor activity
Source: RefSeq, a predicted model, not a curated record
CCCGCCGCCGCCCGCUCUGAUUCUGCGCAUAGGCAGCCCCCAAGCCUGUCAUUCUGCAAAAACACAGUUUACUCAACACACCACACACACUCGCACACACACGCGCGCACACACACGCGCACACCGGCCCCCGCGCGCACACGCACGGAGGGCGCGAGCGAGCAGACGCGCACACCGGCGAGCCAAGUUCCGCAGCCUGGCAUGGCUUCUGGGGACCUUUACGAGGUUGAAAGGAUUGUAGACAAGAGGAAGAACAAGAAAGGAAAAUGGGAGUAUCUUAUCCGAUGGAAAGGCUACGGGAGCACAGAGGACACGUGGGAGCCGGAGCACCACCUCUUGCACUGUGAGGAGUUUAUCGAUGAGUUCAAUGGGCUGCACGUGUCCAAGGACAAGCGCAUCAAGUCAGGGAAGCAGUCCAGCACCUCCAAGCUUCUGCGUGACGGUCGAGGCCCCUCAGUUGAGAAACUCUCCCACAGACCUUCGGAUCCUGGAAAGAGCAAGGGGACCUCCCAUAAACGGAAGCGAAUUAACCCUCCCCUCGCCAAGCCAAAAAAAGGGUAUUCGGGCAAGCCUCCUGCAGGAGGCGACAGGGCCGCCAAGACGGUGUCUUACAGGACUACCCCCAGUGGUUUGCAAAUAAUGCCCCUGAAAAAGGCUCAGAACGGGAUGGAAAACGGGGAUGCCGGCUCUGAGAAGGACGAGAGGCACUUUGGAAACGGGUCCCAUCAGCCUGGCUUGGAUCUGAAUGAUCACGUUGGAGAGCAAGAUGUGGGCGAAUGUGACGUGAACCAUGCCACGCUGGCGGAGAACGGGCUCGGCUCUGCUCUGACCAACGGGGGAUUGAACCUGCACAGUCCGGUGAAGAGGAAGCUGGAAGCGGAGAAGGACUACGUCUUUGACAAGAGGCUCAGGUACAGUGUCCGCCAGAAUGAAAGCAACUGUCGGUUUCGAGACAUCGUCGUGCGGAAGGAAGAAGGGUUCACGCACAUCCUGCUGUCCAGUCAGACCUCUGAUAACAACGCCCUGACACCUGAGAUCAUGAAAGAAGUCCGGCGGGCGCUCUGCAACGCAGCCACGGACGACAGCAAACUGCUGCUCCUCAGCGCAGUGGGGAGCGUGUUCUGCAGCGGCCUGGAUUAUUCCUACCUAAUUGGCCGGUUGUCCAGUGACCGGCGGAAGGAGAGCACUCGGAUUGCAGAAGCCAUCAGGGACUUUGUGAAGGCCUUUAUCCAGUUCAAGAAGCCUAUCGUGGUGGCCAUCAACGGGCCAGCCCUGGGCCUGGGCGCCUCCAUCCUGCCCCUCUGUGACAUCGUGUGGGCCAGUGAGAAGGCCUGGUUCCAGACGCCCUACGCCACCAUCCGCCUCACGCCUGCCGGCUGCUCCUCCUACACCUUCCCCCAGAUCCUGGGCGUCGCACUGGCCAAUGAGAUGCUGUUCUGCGGGCGGAAGCUCACCGCCCAGGAGGCCUGCAGCAGGGGGCUGGUGUCACAGGUCUUCUGGCCCACCACAUUCAGCCAGGAGGUCAUGCUACGGGUCAAGGAGAUGGCAGCCUGCAGCGCCGUGGUGUUAGAGGAGUCCAAAUGCCUUGUGCGGAGCUUCCUGAAAUCGGUGCUGGAAGACGUGAACGAGAAGGAAUGCGUCAUGCUCAAGCAGCUCUGGAGCUCCUCCAAAGGCCUGGACUCCCUCUUCAGCUACCUGCAGGACAAAAUUUACGAAGUCUGAGGGGUCCCGGCUCCUGGGCCCCCAACUUCCAGCUCUGCCCUGUGUUCUGGAAACCGGAGCACAGUGCCUGCCCCGGCCAGGGAGUUUGUCGAGCUGUCUCUUUAUGCCUAGGGUUGUGUCCAUUUCCUCGUGUCCUCUGGUUGCGCCUCAUUGGUUUGAUUUUGUGUCAUGGGUGGAAAACGCAGCAUACUUGGCCUCCCCCACAUCCCUGCCCUACCUGGACAGAGAGCUCUCCAGGGCUGUAUCUUCCCAGGGUUCCGCCAAGCACUGCUGUCCUUUCCCCACUUGCUGAAAUGCACCAUCACGGUCCAGGAAGGGGAAGACCACUUUCCCAUUCUUCUGACUCAGGCUGUGUCUAGACAGUGCCUCUGACCUGGAGACUUGGCCGUCAAGCCUCUCUCUGGUUGUAUUUAGAUCGGGUGUCAGAGGAUCACCUAUCUUAGGGAAUGUCCAGACCAAUGAGCAAAACGAUUGUGCACACCUGGCUUCAGUCUCCCUCCAGUGCAAAUCUGUGUGACUAUUAGGGCUUGGUCUUAAAACCCAGUUGAGUGAUUUACAAACCCAGAUAUUGUACAUUUAGAAAUGUUUUGUUAAAUAUAUAUUUUUAAAACAAUGUAAGUGGAAAUUCUGAUAAUUUAUGUGUAUUAUAUGUAAAGCUAGUUUUGCAAAAACAAACUACUAGGGAAAUGUUUUUUCUUUCCUUGGACUGACUUUAUUUAUUUAUUUUUGUUUAUAUAUUGUGAUGUCUGUUGUUCACACAGAUACUAUUUUCAUACUGCCCUGGACCAAAUCCCACACGAGGUUCAUGCCGUUGGGUGCAUUCUAGCAAUGAACCAUGUAAAAAUAAAGUUCAGAGAGAUGAAAACAGAAGGAUUUCUGUGGACAGGAGGAAUAGCACUGCACCUGUGUGUGUAAAACGGCUCUCAGCUGUAAUAAUAUAAUACUAGUUCCUUAGGUUUGUCCUUAGGAGACGUCUUGGGAGAGUCUUCUCUUCCCUCUGCUGUCUUUAAGGAGAUAAAGGACCCUCUCAGCCUGAAUGAUCCUGGAACAGACCCAGCCCCUAAUUGUGUGAUGUCGGGAAGGGGUGGGGAUAGGCCUUACCUGGAAAUAGCAUAUUGUCUAUCUAGAGUAAGACUUUUUUCUUUGGGGCACAUGACUGAAGUUGGAUUCUGUAGUCUUUUGCUUCCAUGUGAUCAGUGAUUUCUGGUAUUGGCCUCCCAGGGGCUUGGGGAAGAGUUCCCACUCUGCUGAGCUGUCUGGAUGUCUGAGUCUUUCCCCCCAGAAGCUGCAAUGACCCAUCUUUUUUUCUAGUUUUUUAUACACAUAAGGAGCAAUGACCAGGGGAGAGACCUCCUUGCCCCAGUAACCCUGGGCUGCAAGGGCUUCCAGCAGCCGUGUUAGACCAUCAGACUCAAGUCCCUGGAUAAGCUACAUACAGAAAAGGAAGGGUUUGGGGUUGUGGUUUUGGGUGGUGAGGAGAAAAACAGAAACCUCAAGUUGAGAGCAGACAAAUGGAAGGAGUGUGUUCUGCAUGAGGUUUAAACCAUGGGUCAAGCAGCCAGAGAAAUUUAGAUUCUCAAAUUCUCAGGAUGGAGGGAUUUUUUCCCAUUUUCCCUCACAGCCCAUGAGUAUUCCUGGAGGCCCUCCCUCUCUUCACCUUUCCUGUUGGGUACCAGCGUUCCUUGGCCCUUCUUUGGAGAGAGAGGUGGGCACAGGUGUUGGAGGUGAAGCGGGCUCAGAAGAGAGUCCUGGUGACAGUUCUCUUAACUCUCUGUGGUCCUUCAACUUCUCCUCCCGGCGACUGGGUGCACUGGGCACGGCAGGUGCAAUAUAUUCGUGGCCCUGAGCUCUUGAGUUUCAGAGAACAGGUUGAUUGUCUACACUAGAUCUAGAGACGUGGUUUUUAAGCAGUGACCCUCAAGUUUAUCUGUACCACUGGUCCUUCUGAUGACCUUGGUUCCCUCCCUGCAAAGCCUUUCUCCUUGAAGAGUUUGUGAGGGUCAGGAAGGCGGGGAAACCUCUCCUUCAGCCAGAGGAGGAUUGAAGUCCUUUGCAUCCUCUUUUUUUGUCGAUGUAGGAUCCUAUAAAGACUGCAGACCUACCCUACAGAGAGUUACUAUAGGGAGACACGUUUUUUCCCAAAUGCCUGUUGUCGCGGCUCUACCUGGAUUCCCCUUGUCUCCAAGCUUUACCUUGUUUCCUUUGAGAAAGCAAAUGUGAACUUGCCAAAACACUUAGUUGAACCUGGUUCUUGUAUGUUGUGGCAGAUAGUGUUUUCAUACUGCUACAUUCUUGUUCGAAAGAACCUCUUCAUUUCUGUUGAGAUUCUGACUGGGUGCAGUUAUAGUCAACAUCUGUUGAAGUAGGGUCAGGAUUCUCCUUGAAAAUGUAAGGGGAUGUUUAGAAAUUCCUUUAGAUCAGUGUCUACCUUUGUUCCCUGUGAAACGUUUCAGGUUUGGAUGAGUUAUCAAAUCCAGACUUCUAAACAUUUCAAGGAUCUCUGAUGAUUAAGGCAGGAAUAUGAACUCAUCCCUAAGGUGGAAUUCAUGCUGUUAAUUCCUAGCUCCUGUAUAACGGGGUGGUGAAAAUCUGUAUUUUGGUUGUUUGCAUACAGCCAGUUCCACCAGUUGGGUGAAAGUGGGUGCAAUCUGUUUGCUGCAGGGUAGACUGAAUUUUUCACUUUUUCAGUAGUUGUUUUGACAAUGCGUAGGCAAAUUCCAGGUAACUUACAGCAAAUCGAUCUGGGAUGGAAAAGACCAGACCUCUAAUUGUGUCAGGGUUUAUCCUAAUAGCUUUCCUGAGAUAGGGCUCAGACUUUCGUUCUUGAUCUUCCACCCUAGGGCCCCCUGUGUAUCUAAGGGAUCAUUUCUCCCCUCUCUCUAGCAUUUUCCUCUACCUUCUCCGGUAAGUCACUCCCAAGAGCCUGGGCGGGUCUUUCAGGAAUUGCAGCUCAUCUUGGCAGCCCCGUCCUGCGAUUACCUUUAGGUUUGGAAGAAUAGCUGUGGGUGGGCAAUUGAGGGCACCUCUUUAGUCAAGGACCUGUCUAGCAGUCCGCUCCCUCCCGUCCGUUAGCCAUGCAGUGGAACUCGCCUUCCCUCUCUGCCCCAACCCCAACGAUGGCUCACUCCUAGCACUUCAUGGGACCAUCUGAGUUAACAGCCCUGUCCCAAGAGGACUUUGUGCAGAACAUUUGUUAAGGUGGUCAGACCUCAGCACCAUCUGGAAGACACAGCCUAAUGCUGAUGUACUUAUAGGCCCCUUCCAGCAUGGAAGUAACGUCUGUCGGUAACGGCCAUCAAAGUCACUGUCUAAGAAUGACAUUGCAUAACUGUGAGAAAGUAGUAGAGAAUUGACUUAAAAUAUUAUUCUUGUUUGGUAUAGAUUAAACUAGGAAAUGUUCUCUCUGAAGCAUGAAAAUGUUUUUCCCAUGUGAAGUUUAGUAUAAGGAUGGGAAAAUAAUCAUCACAAUAGACUUUGAACAAUGCAACUGUAUCUCUGAAUAUCCACAUUUAAAAAUAGCCUUCACUGAAUGCUGAAUUGCAUUUCCCAUUAUUGUUGGUUUAAAAAAUUUUGUAAACUUUGUUUUUAAUUUCGAAUUUAGUCACGUCCAUGAAAUUUUCCAAUCUAGUUUCUGUGGAAAUUUUUUUAACAGAGAGAAACAAAUAGAAACAUCUUCAAAUCCUCCUAAGUGAAUAUUUAAAUUGCAGAGUUGCUUAUCUUCUGU